CAGGAUGGCAUUCUAAUCCUCUGUUUUCGGUUUGUGUUCCUUGGUUGUGCGUGGUGACAUAAAAAACUAACAGGGAGCCCUGGUAUUAGCCUGUCUGCCCAGCUGUCAUAUUUAACUGUUUCAUUAUUGCCCUUGAUCUAAAAUUGCCUACAUUUGGUUGGAAGGAAAGCUGCCUUUUAAAAUCCAGCUUGGGUUUAACGACCCACUUUGUCCAGUAAUGUGUCCCGAUGGGAUGCAUUUUAAGAAAUCCUGUACUUCAAUGGCCUCCAUAAUUGGCCCCGGUCCAGUUUCCUGUUUGACGUCAUGUGCUUGCAGUUUUUACAACUGUUGAGCUUUCAAAGUGUAAUCUGAGCUGAAGCUGGCCAACUUCAGCAGCUGCCUGUGAAGGAACACUGCACUCUGCCAUCUCUAUCUUUUCCUCUUUCCUCCGGCACACUCAGACAGAAAACUUAGAAUGAUCUAACUGCUUCUAGUUUGCGCACGGGCCGUGGAGGGCAGGAAAGAGAGAUCAUCGGAAGGGGCUGUUGAGUACUUUGGACCAUGUGUGCUUUUUUAAAAUAAGCGGUGCUAUUUGCAGCAAGCUCUGUGCACCGGAUCCUGCAGACAUCUCCCCCUUCUUCCCCCCCCAGCCCCCCCAGCUGCUUCAAGGCGUGCCGUUUCUGUUCUUCAUUUCUGGGAAACCAUGGACAAAAAACAAGAUCCCAAAGGAUCUUUAGAGCCACCCAAGCCAGUGAAAGGCAAGAAAAAACGGGAUCUGAAAAUAACAUGUCCCCCCAUCAAGCAACCUGUCGUGAACCCAACGCCCCCAAGGAACUUGGACUCCAGAACCUUCAUUACGAUUGGAGAUAAAAACUUUGAAGUGGAGGCCGAUGAUUUGGUGACCAUUUCGGAGUUGGGCCGUGGGGCCUAUGGAGUGGUGGAGAAAGUACGGCACGCGCAGAGUGGCACCAUCAUGGCUGUGAAGAGAAUCCGAGCGACCGUGAACACUCAGGAGCAGAAGAGGUUACUGAUGGACUUGGACAUCUCCAUGAGGACAGUAGACUGCUUCUAUACAGUCACCUUCUAUGGAGCCCUCUUCCGAGAGGGCGACGUGUGGAUCUGCAUGGAGCUGAUGGACACCUCUCUGGAUAAAUUCUACAAGAAGGUGCUGGAGAAGAAGAAGACGAUCCCUGAGGAUAUCCUCGGGAAGAUCGCCGUGUCUAUUGUGCGAGCACUGGAGCAUUUGCACAGUAAACUCUCAGUGAUUCACAGAGAUGUGAAGCCUUCCAACGUUCUUAUUAACAAGGAGGGGCAUGUGAAAAUGUGCGACUUUGGAAUCAGUGGCUACUUGGUGGACUCCGUUGCUAAGACCAUGGACGCUGGCUGUAAACCCUACAUGGCUCCCGAGAGGAUAAACCCGGAACUGAACCAGAAGGGCUACAACGUGAAGUCCGACGUGUGGAGUCUUGGAAUCACAAUGAUCGAGAUGGCCAUUCUCCGCUUCCCCUACGAGUCCUGGGGCACCCCCUUCCAGCAACUCAAGCAAGUAGUAGAGGAGCCUUCGCCCCAGCUCCCUGCGGAUCGCUUCUCAAAGGAGUUUGUGGACUUCACGGCACAGUGCUUAAGGAAGAACCCUGCCGAACGAAUGAACUAUUUAGAACUUAUGGAACAUCCUUUCUUUACCUUGCACAACACCAAAGAGACUGACAUGGUCUCCUUUGUGACAGAGAUCCUCGGGGAAGACUCCUAACUCACCAGCCUCGCUGCCACGUACGGUCACUUCAAACCAACGUCCUGGCUUCCCUGCACAAGAGAGAACGAGGACUCAUGUUCACGGUGGUUUGCACAAAUUGCAUCUCCCUUGCCUGUGUUCAUCUCUAAGCCAGCCGGGCGUGGGAGCACUCUGGUUUUUAUCACCUGUACGCUGAAAGUUACACAAGAAGGACCUUGGAAAUUGACACAGUGCCGUUACUGACUAACCCAUGGGACCGAGUGGGCUCAGGAGAUGAUCUGCUGGGGCCAGAUAUUCCUCCUCAGUUGUGUCAGGAGAACCAGACUCCUGGUAUCUCAGUUGAGGAAUCUGCUAUGCCUGAGGAUGGGGCGGGGGGAGUGUGAAAGUGCCCUCCCCCAGUACCAUUCUGGUGCGGCAGUGAAGGGUCCAGAGAAUAUUUGCACUUGCUCCCUCCAUUGUGCAGCAGAGCCAAGAGAUUCUUCUUGCACUCUCCAGUGUCCUGUCCCUGCCUCUCCGAGGCCUGGAGAGGUGGGGAGGGGGUCUCUUCCUGAGCCACUGGGGGCCAGAGGGUGCAUGGGCUGCCUCCAUCAGAGUUCAGUCUUGUUCUGCCUUCCCUCAAGCCCUGCCCAGUACCCUGGCAGCAGGGAUCCCACAGGGCUCUGUUCAGAAAGGGGUCUGUGGAAAUCUGUGCACAGCUGCAGUUUGCUGCCGCUUGUGGAAGAGGUGGCGGGGGGGUGUCAUGGCUCCAGGAUCAGAAGCGCGCGGCUCUCCGAGGCUGCUCCAUGGCUGAGGUGCCGCUCCCUCCCCAGAGCCCUCUUGAGGCAAACCCACAAACAGGUCAGGUCACCCUAGACUGUUACAAUGACCCCACUCGAAAGCCUGUUCAGACAGUCCCAGCUUGUUCUAAGCUCCUGCACCCAUGCUACCUGGGCGUCUGCGUUCCCGCCUCGGAUCGGGGACCGGCUUCCCCACUCACACCGGCCAGUGCACCCCUGUCCAACGGACACAGGCCCAUGGCAUUUGGGGAGAGGAUUCCACGUGCACCCCUCCCCUCCCCCAAUAAACCGGGCUGGGGUUGGCUAGGCAGUUAAGCGGCCAGCUCCCAUUGGCAGUCAGUGAGUUAGGUGCCAAAAUCCCACCCUCAGCCUCUAUGAACAUCUGAAACACCCCUAUGACUCGUCCCCCUUCCCCUCUGCCCCCUGGGGUUGGGCCCUCCCCCCUGGAGCUCAAGAACUGACCCAGCACUGUGACUCUUGUUGGUUUCUGAGGUUGCUUUAAUACCGACUCGGUCCUGUGUUAACCAAAACCAAACCGAUGUCAAGCCAAUGAUGUGUAGAGGUGGUGUCGGUAAUUGUACAUUUGAUGUGUGUAUAUAGAAUGGACUUUGUAACUCAUUUCCUAGUUUUAAUCGAACUAGCUAUAAAUUAAACCCUUUCCUUGUGGGAGGAAGAGGGCUCCCCCUUCCUUAACAAAUCCACUGUGAAAACCGGAUGAUGGGUCCCCGCUCCGACAGCCAUAGAGGCCUUUGAACCGGCCGGGGAACGGAGGAGUUACCUGACUUCUGCUGUAUGUGAUCACAGAAUGCACAUGCCGUAUGUGGAUGACAUUUUUAAAAUGAAUUUUCUGAUUUUUUUUUUCCUUUCCAAUACAUAUUUUGUGUGUGUGUGUAUGAGUGUGUGUGUGUGUAUAUAUAUAUAUAUUUUUAAAUCACUGAUGAACGUACAAAUGUAUAUGUGGUUGGUGAAUGCCAGCAACUUCCUGCUUACAUUUGGGGUGGCCGGGAUGGGUCACAACAAGGCCUAAGAAUUGUGGGGCGAUUUGGGUUUUGUUGGUAAAAAUGCAUCUUUUUGAUGGAACCUCUCUAAAGACCCCUCUUGGCACUUUGUACGUGGGAGAUCUGGCUUUCGGGGUGCAGCUCCAUUGACUUGUGCUCUGCCCCUUUAUAAACCAGGUGCCCUGAGUUCAUGGCUCUUGUAGUUUUGCUGCAUAGUCAAUCUAAGGGCUUCUCGAGAAGGGGAAAUUGACGGGAGUAGCUCCCCUUGUGGAGACUCUAUGCUGGAAUGAGCCACUUUUUAUUUCCUAAUAAUUAGUGCACUUCCAGAGCAGAGCAGUUAUUCCAGGGUAAGUGGACUGUACUGGAAUAGUGUCCACAGCGGCGGUUUUAUUGCAGAACUGCUUAUUCUGCAAUAGCUAUUCUGGUUAAUGUCCCAUUUUAGACCAGCCCUUCCACAACCAGCGCCGUUUAUUGACCGGAGAUGGCCAAGCCCUGCUCCGUUCUGUGGUUCAAGUAAGAAAGUGAUUUAACGCUUUCAGCUGCUCCUUCCUCACCCACUCUGCAAACCACCUGGAACUCUAAUGAGCCUUGUUGUAGAUGCAACUCUACAGGCUUGGGACUGCCGCGCUGCACAAUUGUAUUUUUCCUCGUUGGUUAAUUGGGAUUGUUUUAUUUUGACUUUGAGCUCUUUUCCCUCUUUUAUUUUCUCCCCGGGUGUUGUGGGGAUUGGUUAUCAUUUAUUGUGCGGGGUUUGGAUGCCUUUCACCUCGCCCGAUAAAGCCCUGGCUCUGGUUGGAUUCCAGCUCUCCUCCUGAUGGCCUGGGAAGGGCUUUCCUUCUGCCUUUGUAUGGGGGGAGCAAAUCUCGCAAGCUGUGACUGACAUAAUGCCUAGGUAUUGUUCUGCCUGCCUGCACCGGGCGUAAAUCUCGCUCUGGGUUAUUUCAGCUUUACCGUUCCGGUAUGUGCCCUUGUUUUCUUCCGCUCCAAGGCCUUUAUUCUUCUGGCUCUGUUGCUUUCCCUGCGAGGAUUGGUGGAAGCACUCCAAGUAACUGCUUGGAACCCCGCGGAGCUUGGAGAGAGAGAGAAUUGUUGCCGAGGGAGAAGGCCCUCUCGCCUUGUGCUUACGAGAAUGGUCUGUAACCAUUAACUUGGUCAUUGUUUUCAAUAAAAUAAGCCCCCAAAC
Mauremys mutica (yellowpond turtle) is the source of this 4668-nucleotide messenger RNA. RefSeq names its product mitogen-activated protein kinase kinase 3 (gene MAP2K3). The transcript is spliced from 13 exons. The record is from RefSeq and is a predicted model, not a curated record. The coding region runs from base 683 to 1729 and encodes 348 amino acids. Gene Ontology annotation, biological process: MAPK cascade; protein phosphorylation. NCBI's taxonomy places the organism in Eukaryota, Metazoa, Chordata, Testudines, Geoemydidae. Gene Ontology annotation, molecular function: MAP kinase kinase activity; ATP binding.